UCGCAUCUCUGCAUGUCUGGCAGACAUAUCAGUGUGGAUGACGGAUCACCACCUCAAGCUGAACCUCGGCAAGACGGAGCUGCUCUUCCUCCCGGGGAAGGACUGCCCGUUCCAUGAUCUCGCCAUCACGGUUGACAACUCCAUUGUGUCCUCCUCCCAGAGCGCUAAGAACCUUGGCGUGAUCCUGGACAACACCCUGUCGUUCUCAACUAACAUCAAGGCGGUGGCCCGUUCCUGUAGGUUCAUGCUCUACAACAUCCGCAGAGUACGACCCUGCCUCACACAGGAAGCGGCGCAGGUCCUAAUCCAGGCACUUGUCAUCUCCCGUCUGGAUUACUGCAACUCGCUGUUGGCUGGGCUCCCUGCCUGUGCCAUUAAACCCCUACAACUCAUCCAGAACGCUGCAGCCCGUCUGGUGUUCAACCUUCCCAAGUUCUCUCACGUCACCCCGCUCCUCCGCUCUCUCCACUGGCUUCCAGUUGAAGCUCGCAUCCGCUACAAGACCAUGGUGCUUGCCUACGGAGCUGUGAGGGGAACGGCACCUCAGUACCUCCAGGCUCUGAUCAGGCCCUACACCCAAACAAGGGCACUGCGUUCAUCCACCUCUGGCCUGCUCGCCUCCCUACCACUGAGGAAGUACAGUUCCCGCUCAGCCCAGUCAAAACUGUUCGCUGCUCUGGCUCCCCAAUGGUGGAACAAACUCCCUCACGACGCCAGGACAGCGGAGUCAAUCACCACCUUCCGGAGACACCUGAAACCCCACCUCUUUAAGGAAUACCUAGGAUAGGAUAAAGUAAUCCUUCUCACCCCCCCCCCUUAAAAGAUUUAGAUGCACUAUUGUAAAGUGGCUGUUCCACUGGAUGUCAUAAGGUGAAUGCACCAAUUUGUAAGUCGCUCUGGAUAAGAGCGUCUGCUAAAUUACUUAAAUGUAAU
Messenger RNA from Oncorhynchus keta (chum salmon), 933 nucleotides. RefSeq lists its product as uncharacterized. The record is from RefSeq and is a predicted model, not a curated record. The coding region runs from base 38 to 787 and encodes 249 amino acids. The transcript has 2 exons. Lineage: Eukaryota; Metazoa; Chordata; Actinopteri; Salmoniformes; Salmonidae.